Molecule: messenger RNA, 1067 nt
Organism: Myotis brandtii (Brandt's bat)
Lineage: Eukaryota; Metazoa; Chordata; Mammalia; Chiroptera; Vespertilionidae
Gene: ATPAF2
Product: ATP synthase mitochondrial F1 complex assembly factor 2
Exons: 8
Coding region: 88-972 (294 amino acids)
Biological process (GO): mitochondrial proton-transporting ATP synthase complex assembly
Cellular component (GO): mitochondrion
Source: RefSeq, a predicted model, not a curated record
GGGAGGUUUCCGAACAGCCAGAGCGUGCAGCUUGCGGAUCCUUUCGCUCUGUUUCCUGCUCUCAGGUUUCGCACCAGUUGUGCCCCCAUGCGCUCCGGCGCGAUGUGGAGGAGCAGCCUCUGCCUGCGGGAUGGGUGGCGCCGUCUCCUGAACCGACCCUCCGGUGGUCCCACGGCCUCCGUGGGGAAGGGGGCAAACAUCCCGUUCCCAUUCCGGGCCUACGCUCCCCCGGCGGAAAGGAAGAGAUUCUAUCAGAAUGUCACCAUCACACAGGGUGAAGGCGGCUUUGAGAUAAACCUGGACCACAGGAAGCUGAAAACUCCCCAAGCCAAGCUCUUUACUGUCCCCAGUGAGGCCCUGGCCAUCGCAGUGGCCACUGAGUGGGACUCCCAGCAGGACACCAUCAAGUUCUACACCAUGCAUCUGACCACAUUGUGCAACACGUCUUUAGACAACCCAACGCAACGAAACAAGGACCAGCUGAUCCGGGCAGCUGUGAAGUUUCUGGACACCGAUACCAUCUGCUACAGGGUGGAAGAGCCAGAGACAUUAGUGGAACUUCAAAAGAACGAGUGGGACCCAAUCCUAGAAUGGGCUGAGAAAAGGUAUGGCGUGGAGAUUGGCUCUUCCACCAGCAUAAUGGGGCCCAGCAUCCCAGCCAGGACUCGGGAGGUGCUCGUCAGCCACCUGGCAUCUUACAACAUGUGGGCCCUACAAGGGAUUGAGUUCGUGGUGACCCAACUCAAGUCCGUGAUGCUGACCUUGGGCCUGAUGGACCUGCGCCUGACAGUGGAGCAGGCCGUGCUGCUGUCACGCCUGGAGGAGGAGUACCAGAUCCAGAAGUGGGGCCACGUGGAAUGGGCCCAUGACUAUGAGUUGCGGGAGCUCCGGGCACGCACGGCCGCAGGCACCCUCUUUGUCCACCUCUGCUCCGAGAGCACCACGGUCAAGCACAAGCUCCUGCAGGAGUGAGGCCGGCGGUGCGCAUGGCACGCCGGGGACAGAGGCUGCGGAGCCCCGGCUCCCAGGCCUGCGGACACACGGCCUGGCCUCCACACGGUGUCGAC